This is a messenger RNA of Dermacentor albipictus, 14284 nucleotides long. RefSeq names its product Crk proto-oncogene, adaptor protein (gene Crk). Gene Ontology annotation, molecular function: signaling adaptor activity; receptor tyrosine kinase binding. The record is from RefSeq and is a predicted model, not a curated record. Lineage: Eukaryota; Metazoa; Arthropoda; Arachnida; Ixodida; Ixodidae. Gene Ontology annotation, biological process: signal transduction; cell migration.
GUUUAGCCAACGUUUAGCCUGUCUCCGUAUGUCUGAUUGUGCGUCGUUGUCGUAGUUCGUGCGCUCGUGGACCCGUAUAAUGCUACGCUUUCCGUGGUGAUGGUGCCCAGCGAUGGCCCUGUCUGUGUGGUGAUACUUAGCGAACGCGUUCCAGUCAUCUCUGCGGCUCCGGCAAGGCUUACUUUGCCCCGUGCGCUCUCGUCCUACUGCGACGGCGGUGGUGGCGGCUCGCCGAUGCUCGCUAAGCCUAACUGUGGCCUGCAGUGGUGCUCCUGAUCGACCCCGGCUCACCAGACUGCCCGUUCAAUGAUACAGCUUAUCUGAAGACUCAUCCUCACGACUCGCGCGCGAUCACUGUGCCGCAACGCUAAGAACCACGUUUGAUGCUGGUGCCAUAGCGCAAGUUUCAGAGCGCCUGUGUGACACUCCCAGCAGCUGUGUUGUGGUGACUAGGACGUGAUCGAUUUCGUCUGCCCAAACGCUGUCUAGCGGAAACGCCGGCGCAUCGACGAGCGCGCGUGCGUGUCGUGUGUUGGCUGAAGUUUCCUCGCAGUGAUUUUUUUUUUUCUCGGUCGCCUAUCUGCCUUGACUGCGCCCCCGUGGCGUGACGUACACGACAGGAGACAUGGCCGGGAGCUUUGAUCCGUACGAUAAGAACAGCUGGUUCUUUGGGCCCAUGUCCCGGCAAGAAGCGUCAGACCUCCUGAUGGCCGAGAAUGAAGUGGGUGUCUUCUUGGUCCGCAAUAGUACAACCAUAGCGGGUGACCUGGUGCUGUGUGUCCGGGAAGAGAACAAGGUGAGCCACUACAUAGUGAACCGGGUGACACAGUUGGAGCAGACACGGUUCCGCAUUGGUGACCAGAUGUUCCCCGACAUACCGUCGCUGCUCAAUUUUUACAAGCUGCACUACCUGGACACGACACCACUCGUAAGGCCGGCUGCAAAAAAGGUUGAAAGAGUGAAAGCCAAAUACGACUUUGAAGGGAGUGGGGACGCCGAUGACCUGCCCUUCAGAAAGGGUGAGGUGUUGACUGUUAUCUCGAAGGACGAAGACCAAUGGUGGACUGCAAGAAACAGUCUCGGCCACACGGGGUCCAUUCCUGUGCCAUAUGUCGAAAAGGUUGACGACUGCCAGCUGCCCAAUGACGGGCACGGGUGGAACGGACCUGCGUCACCCCCGCAAUUGGGAUCACCACCCGUGGCACCACCUGCUGCCCGGACCACGCCUGGCACUGGCGACCCCAUCAAGUACAACACCCCAUCUAAUGUGCAGAGGAAGCUGCCUGCCAGGGCCAGGGUGAAACAAGCUCGGGUCCCUAACGCCUACGACAAGACAGCCCUGAAGUUGGAGGUUGGCGACAUCAUCACCGUGACCAAGACCAACAUCAAUGGCCAGUGGGAAGGAGAGCUCAAAGGUCGUGUAGGACACUUUCCGUUCACGCACGUCGAGUUCAUCGACUCUGAGAACCCGGACGAUGAUGAAUCAUAGGCACAGUCUUGCUGGUGGCGCCCCGGGGAAGAGAGCUUUUUUUUCCUCGCCGCAACCCUUGCCCCCUUGCCAACCUUCCUCUGCACGCCCGCUGCACCACUUUCUCCGCGUCGCUGCACCAUCAUUGACAACGGCAGUUUUUUGCUUUGGAGUGCAGCGCGACCCUGCGUGGCACCACCUGCCGUGGAUCCGAGAAUUGUGGUGCGUGCCAGCCGUGCUCCGGCUGUCGGGAGGCUGCUGAGUACUGUGUCAAUGAGCUGCCUCAGGAGCCUGGCCUUGUUGAUGAGUUCUUUGUCGCCAUGUAAAGAAGGAAAGAGAGCCAUGACUGUGUAUGCAGUGUGUGCCUAGGGCAUGUGUGGAUUGAAUUGCUUUUUUUUACUUCUGUGUGAUGUGUUGAAUAGAGCAGGUCAGAACGUUGUCUGGGAGCCCAAAGUACGUAUGAAAUGGUUGUGUCGAAACCUCAAUCUGGCAGGGACGUUGGCGAAAUGUGGUGAGUUUGUUUCCGCCCUGACUGGUGGUAAGGAAAUUAACUGCGAGUUGUGGAAAACUGCAAGGACUUAUGGGAAGUUCUCACUGAGAACAGGCAUUUUCUUUGCCUGCGUGUCGGCGUGCUACUUGGUGACAUUUGCUUUUCUCACAACACUGGAAGCGCCAAGAGCAUCGGCUCAUUCACAUUGCGUGCAGGAAAGCUUUUCAUCGCGACUGCAGCUGCUCCUCUGUGAUAUAGACUGAAGGUGAGAGAGCUGUAGUUAAGAUGUAGCACGGCUUUACAAGCUGUAACGCUGAUGGAAAAUUGUAGCUUAUAUGGACAGGGUUCAUUAGUGCUCCUAUAAAGUUUUUUUUUCAACCUUCUCGAAUAUCAGUGGAUCAUUUUUGAGGGCUUGGAAAUCCCUUGAACUUAGUGAAGUUCUUCAACAGAAAUCCAUGAAUUUCACACUUAAGUUGAGCAGAUAUUGUUUGUACAUCUUUGCUUUCAUGCCAUUCAAAGGUCAAGCCAGUACAGUCUUGUUAUCAGCUUUGUGAUGGUUGGCAGUGGUUUACUUCUGAACUAUUUUUAAUUUCUUAAAUGUAAGAGCUUUAUUCUCGUUGCUACCCUAAAACUUGUGCUCUCCUAAAGAUGCAAAUGCACAGUCCACGCUGUUUAUUGACCACAGCCCACACUUGUUUUUAUGCUAGCCUCAAAUCAUGAUGCCCAAUGCCUCUCUAGGAACUGAGGCAUACUGUCAGCAGCCAUUCUUGGUCAGUAGCUGUCGUGAUUUGCUGCCCAAUGCCAGGAUGUGGGUUCAGCCUUUACCUCGACGGCCAUGCAUUGUAAGUCAGCCAUUGCCGGUCAGUAAGUUGCAGCUCACAUCAACGACUCCGCCGCGCACAAACAAACGAGGAGAUGUGCUGCCUCAGGUUUUUCUGUGAAGCCAUGGCUUUUCUAGACAAGUGUCACUUGAAUGGGUAGGGCGAGAAAUUGCAGUAAAAAGGACUCCUGUGUCUGUUGCCACAUCGUGAAUAGUGAUGUGUGAAACUUUUUGGCAUUGAAAAUUGCCCCCAUCACAUUUUCCCUACAGUUAGGCGCGCCAAUUUCUCAGCAACUCGUCUCCCAGGUCAUUCUUCGCAAUUUGUAUCGUGCUGUCAAGGACGCCACCACCCUGAUAAUUAAAUGCAAAUUAGCUGUAGUGUUAGUAAAAGUUUACUUGGCAAAAGUUCAUAAUACAAGUACAGCUGUUAGGAGCACGGACCAAAGGCACAGAAUAGACUAGAUGGUGUUUAUGUCUCCUAAACAUUGGCAACAUGGUGAUAGCACCAUUUAUAUAAUCACUACAUUACACAAAGUACAUCAUGCAAGAAAAGGGAACAUGGCAAACAAUUUAAGAUAUGUAUUUAGAAAGAAAUAGCAACCUGUAGUGCAUACCUGGCCACUUUAACAAUUCUCUUAAAAUGCCUGAUUUUUAGGAUUUGUUUGAUUUUCGUGUUCACAUAAAUAGUUCACGAUUUUUCAUUUGUGCUUUAGUGCAAAAUCAGUUUCAAAAAAGACAAAAACAGCCGCUGAAUUAAUUUGUAUGGCCCAUUUUUACGGCCUGUCAAUUAUACGGACAAACUUGCACGACAGCAAAAUUAACUGAACCAAUGUAUAACGACAAUUGAAUCGUCGACAGCCGUUACCUGAAUUUUAUUAAUAAACAUCAUGAUAACCAAUUCUGCUUGACUGCGGCGCAUACCGUUGUUGAUGCAUAUAUAUAACCCAGUCCCUGUUCACAGCACCCCUACAGAACCAAAUCAGCAAACCUUUCAUAAGCAGUCAGCAUAUUGAAUAUCCAAAGAAUAUUUUGUAUCUUUCACCAUAUUUUAGUAUUGGCUUCCAUGUUUUCAAAUUCUCAGGUUGCCAGGUCAGAUAAUGCGUUUGUGAGUCAGAAAUGUGCAAUGUUUCUUGGUGAUGUGUUGUAUCUCUUUUCCGUGUUUAGUGAGUCAAGCCACUGUCUCAAGAAACGUAGAUUUUUACUGUGCUAGCAAUUAUGUGGACACUUGUGCCACCGUUGUGCUGUCAUAGUAUUCACGGCAUACGUGUUGCCCCAUGUGUCAGAAAGCUUUCAGAGAUGCGUGCUUCGUUUGAUCACAAAAAUGACAAGGCAAUCUCCCCUCCAUGCAUGCUCCCCUCCAUUGUAUUGGUAGUAGCGGGAACAGGACCGCAUUGUGGGUCGUGAUAACGUGAAACUGUUCAGCUCUGAAUUUCUUACAAAUCCACCAUUAGCCCUCCAUGAUUGGUUGAAAUUUUUCCAGUUAUGCCCAUUUUGCCUGUCUUUCAAGCAACAGCAGGCAAAAUGGGCAUGGUUCGAGAAAGUUUAACCAGUCACAAAUAAACGCGGAGUGGAAUAGUUUUACGCUAUCGCGACAUUGGCUUCUGCUGGCUUCAUACCAUACCAUAAUGCGUGCACUGGUCUCAGUUGAAAGGACAGUGAAUGCCAAGGUCAAUUUGCCUAAUCAUUUUACUGAGCACUGACAAACGCAGAUGGUUUUACAUUGGCCUCAUCUCGUACGCCGUUGAGUUGCGGCGUCUCUAACAUGGCUGCCGGCAUUCCUCAUCGCAUUAGUGUGGCGAGACGCUUGGUAUUUGCCAGACUGCUAUUUCUGCUGCGAAGUAGCAGUUGCCUCAUACAUUCUGCCAACAGGUUGCCUCCGUGUAUCGCUAGGACAGCAUUUGAGUGACAGACCUUGUUGUCGCUGUCAAUGUGUUGCACUUUUAUCCUUUUUUUUACCUUCUUUGGCAAUACUAUUAAAUUCGAAACAUCAUGCACCUAAUGGUCAUCAUCAGAUGCUGUGGUAGAAAUUGUAAACCGACUAGCCCAGCAUUGCAAAAUCCCAGGUCAUUCCUGUCAAUGGCCUUCUACCUUUCCACAGGUUGUUUUCCUUGUGGAAUAUUCGCACUGCAGUGGCGCUGUUUAACGUCACUAGUAAACCCUUGCAUACACUUAGCUGCUUCCUUGCAAAAUAAAGAGUCACUGUGCUCAUUGCUGUCCCCCCUCUUGUCGCCCACAAUCUUAUUUUCAACUCUAUAGCCACCUGUGACAAAGUAAUCCUUGUGCUUUUGUUUUUCCAUCUGUAAUGGAGUCACCAGCCAUAGGCAUUGCCAGAACCUUUGUGCAUUUUGUGCACAUUUAGGUGUCUGUUAUUUCCGAACUAUCUGAUCACAUUUCUUGCUUCCACAUGGUUACGAAACGUUACCACAACAUCUGCUCUGAAUAAAAGAAAGUUGUCAAAUAUGGCCAGAGCUGCAGAUUAUAUACCUGCGCAGUUGCUCACCUGUUUUGGCUCGUCGGUCUUUCAAAUUUGAUGAGUCACUUUGGAGGUCGGACGUUGUUUCUGUGCUGACUGGGCGUUUGUGUGUGAGAAGAUGCUGGCAGUGAAUUGCACUUGUGUUCUCAUCUCAGUUAGUUUUCAGCUUUCGAGGUAAUAAGAACAGUUGCAACUAGGUGCAGCUGCCUAAUUUUUUGACCUGGUUAUCUCUUGCUUUUAGUCGAAUGAAGGUUCCUAUUAUUAGCCUGUCUUGCUGUUAUGGGGUCAACAUUGGUGACAAGGUCGACACUUUCGAGCGGCAGUAUUUAGGAAACACCCUUCUAGUGGUUCAGGCUUGCUUGUUCUUAUUAACAGGUUCUCUGACCACUUGCUGCAGUGGCUAUGACGCUCUGCUACGAUACUGUGGGUUUGAUUCUCCGCACAGUAGCCGCACUGUACUGGGGGUGGCAUGCCAAAAAUUAGCAGUUCCACCCGAAGGGUGAAGCACUGAUUGCAAUAGGAAAUUAGUAGAUGGCUGUACGAAGUAAGGAUGGUAGUUUCAUCGGCCAUACAAACUUGUUAACAUUCGCUUACUAACUAAAUUAACAAUGAUAGAGUGUGUAACCGUGACUCAACAAGGACGUAGAUAGAAACAGGCACACAGAGACAGCACUGUCUUUGUGUCUCCUUCUUCCUCCAUCCUUGUUCAGUUGCACUUACGCAUUCUAUCAUGGAUUCAAACCAACUAGCCCGCCAACGUGUUUUAACUAAGUUAACCAGCAUGGUGUCACAUGCGCACAGGUAAACACGAGCACAUCUCGCUGUCAAAAUUCUGGAGUGAGGAAUCGUGGCAGCAGCAAAUGAAUUGACCUUCAUGCAUCUCUCACUUCAACGUGAACAAAAUGACGAAAGCACAGUGCAUACAAAGCUAUCAGCACUACUCACACUCUGCAAACAUCGCAGAUCGCUUUGAAGAUGAAGCUUGCGCAAGCGCACACUUUGGUCAGUUCGCAGAUCGCUUUCAAGACACACGAAUAUCGGCAACGCAUGCCUAUGGCAUCCAUCAAAGGCGUCUAUUAUGGCAUCCGCGAUUCACAUGGCCACUGCUGUAGUAGAUGCCACGGUUGUCUCCACUCUGUACGGUGGGGCAGGAGGACAUUGAGGCACCCUAGCAGCCGCCGGAGAAGAAUGCCCCUCCUAUCUUGCCUGACCUCCCUUCCUCGCGCACCACAGGAGAAGGCACGCAUCCGGGCCGCAUUCCUCGCUUGUGCAUGCUUGUAUUGCUCACGAUAGUACUACUACUCAGUUUCAUACAAUGCAGUCACUGCUACAAUGCUUCUCCAACUGCUCGCACGUACGACCAAAAAAAGUUUGCACAUUUAAUCAAGAUAUAAGUAUGCAUCAUGUAAUUAGCUUAAACACUGUCUCAUACAUUUAUGUUGCAAAAUAUGAUAUUAUUAUGUGGAAGCCGUCGCACACCUGAACCACCAAAUGUUUACCACCAAAUGACGGAGCGACCUGUUUCUGCAACAAAUGGUCGCACUAGUGCCUGCUAACGAAACAUAGUUUCCAUAAUCUGUAAGCACAAAUGAGUGCAAAUACCACGUGAUUUUAUGUAACGUUAUGUCUGCAGUUGUAGUUGUAUAUGAAGUAAUUCCAUAGAAAGCAUCUAUGAAAUGAAGCAUAAACAUAAGUGUGUAUGAAAGAACACUAGACAGUCGAAAUUAAUUUGGAGUCUCCCCCACCACUGUGCCUCUAAAAGCCCAUGUGUUGAUUUGAAAUGUUCAACAUAAUAAUUUUAGUUUUUAAAUUGUUUUCUCUGACCAUGAUGUCUGUGUCAAAAUAUAUCUUGUUCAAGUGAGUCAAGUGAGUUCAAGUGAAUGAAGCAUUAAUAAGUCAACCUGAAUGUUGGAAUUGAUCACCCAGCCCAAGUUAUAAGGACUUGUAGACGGCACCUUCUGCUUUCUUGUUUGCCUUUCUGAUAGUUUUAGCUCUUUUCAUUGCUGAAAGUGGCAUAGCGGGGCCUCUGUGAUGUCUGCGAGGUCCUGUUUUGUUAAAGAGACAGUGUGAAGUUUUUGCACCCACAAGAGCCAAUUCCUGUUCUGCAACAGUUCUAUCAAUAGACAGUUUAGAAGUGAAAGUCAUGCAGUUGCACUGUACAUGCUGCAUAAACUGACCGUGCUCUGCAAGACAAAAAAGUGAAUUUUUUUAGUUGGAUUUUAGAAAAGGGCAAGAACAUUACUUCCGUCUUUCACAAUUUUUGGUACUAUAGUUUUCUUAUCUUCACUUGCAUCCCAUUAAAAAUUCCUAGAUGUUUGUAGACACAAAUGGCUAUGGAAGGUGUUGCAAACCUUUUGUUGCAUCGCAGGAAUAGCCUUCCAUCUUUUUUUUUUUUGCAUGUGUGGUGGUGGUGUUGCUUAUUUUGCAAUGCCUACACUGGUUCAUUCAAUAGCAUGUUGCAUGGCUACCUUUUAAUAACAACUUUUGAUAGCUACAAGAAUCACAUGUGUGAUUGCAGCUUGUGCAAUUUCCCUUUUGGACAUACAUGACAGCAAAACACCUUUGCUUCGCUCAUUUGACAACACUAUUUGUUAGAGCUUGUGAAUUUUUGAAUAUUCCUUGGUGGCAUUUUUCUUUGUUUCUUUUUUAUUAAUUUUUGUUUUUCCUAAUGCCUGGAUUAAUGUCAUUUGUCGUGAGCUACAUGUUCUCUUCGGGCAUCUAGCUGGGGUUGCAUUUUAAAACCCGUGGACUGUCACUUCUGUAGUGUAGUGUAACAUCUCUAGAAAAUAUUAGGGAGGUUGACUGGAAUCUGAUGGAAAAACAAGUAAACUUUUUUCUAAAAUGGUGGCCAACGUCAUAGUUUAGGAGAACAACUUGUAAUUUUGUGCUUUUUAUCAGUGAUUCUUGUUUUUUUUAAGCGUGAGAAAAAGGUGGACAAAUGUACAGGCGUGAUGUGCAGCCAAGAUUUACAGGUUUGAGUUUACUAUGCAGACUAACAUGGAUGCACCUACUGUACUUGUAGUUAAGUGAGGCAGUAGAUAAGUUGCACGCUGGGCCUGUUCAUUCCUUCAUCAAGCCUUCUAGUAUUGUGCUGAUUGCUGUGAGGGAGCCAAGUGAUGUAAAUAUUUGUAACUUAACAGCAUGUGCUGUCUAGAAAAGGGCCAAAAUAGCGUAACAUGCUAGCACAUCAAGAUCUGGGCUCUGCUCAUGGGGCACAUGAUUAGGAUGUAGGUCAUGCCAUUGUUUUGAGUGUAGGCACUUGUCCAUAUAAAAAAAGAAAAAAAUUGGUCUGCAACGAUUCACUGUAUCUGAGGCUGAUGAUUUUAUUUUCGUUUUUGUUUUCUGUUGCUUCAAUUCACCAAAUUUGAAUUACUGAGGCAUUGAUUCUGUAAAUGUGCUUUUGUGUACAGCCUUUGUCGGAAGUUCUGAGGCCGAUUUGUGAGUGCCAGGAAACGUCACCAGUUGACCUGAUGCUAGGACCCUGUAGCAUUUGUGGCAGUUUGAAGCCUGAGAAAUUGAAGAGCAUUUUUUUCUUAGUCUCUAGCUUUAGAGCCACAAAAGUUAUUCCACGGCCCUAACGCAUCCCUCGAACAGGUCAGGUCCCACAUGUGUAACUUUUAAACUUUUGAUAGAGACAGCACACUGCUUUGCACAUGUUCGAGCAGCAUGUUUUGCAGGUCUUGUAAACAACACAUAUUCUUUGCAAGGGAUGUCGUGCUUUGUCUGCCUGCUGUGUUUUUUGCUUUCGAGCUAGAUAGCAUGUUGUGCAAAUUGGUUAGGAUUCAUCAUACUGGUAACACAGCGCAAAAGCAAACAAGGACAAAAGAAAGAAAACACAGCAUGGCGCUUUCUUCUCUGUGUGCAUGUUUUCCUCAUUUCUGUAACGUAUAUUCCAAGUAAUUGACAUGUGGUUUCACAUUUUACACAUCUGUGUGCUCUAUCAUUAUAUCUAAAUACUUUUUCUUGAACAUGUUACGAUAUCAUUUUCUCCAAUGAGUUAUUGUUGAUCUCCUCACGCUCUGCUUUAGCUGCUCUAGUGAAUUCUCCAAUAGUACUGCUUGCGUUAAGCACAGGCUAUGCGAAGUCCAAUAUUGGUUGAUUGAGCACUUUAUUUUCUUGAAAUUGCAAAAGGGAGCACUGCUCAGCCUCGGUGCUUCUGCCACAAAAAGCACUUUUCCAUCAUCUCUCUUGGUUUAUUCUCAAGUUAUCAGCACCGCACGCUUGGCACUUCAUUAUCAAAUGCAGCCAGUCCUGAAGGCCUGCCUAGCUGUUGCCCCACGUCUGGUGAUGCGAAUCGGCCAGGUUUUCUUCACCUCUCUUACACCGUGAAACGGUCAACCACAAGCCCCGUGGGAGGUGCCAGUGCAUAUCAAAGUCUUGGGAGUAGGUUGUCGCACAUAGUGGGUUUGUGAAGUCGCAUCAUUAUUUUAAUGUGCGUCCGUCAUCGUGGAGUAAGUUUCAGCCUGUUCUCGGUGCUUACAUUGUGGGUUGCAAAGAUGGUUGUGAAGUGGUGUGCUUGUGUAAAUUUACACUUGACUCGUACUUGUUCAGAAGCAUUGAUGACUUGUCUUCUAUGGCCAUGAAAGUCUGGUAUGUCGAAAGGUUUAGUAAACAAUAGCAAAUUUCAGGCUGUCUGAUUGCUAGUUUGGUGCAGUUGUAUAGGCACUCACUUGGUGCAGGAACACAUGCACUGGGUGUUCGUUGUGUUCAGAUUUGUGCAAAAUGUCAUGGAAUGACUCUGUAAUGGAACAUUUGAUAUUUUCUUAUCAUGCCUGCCUGCCAUCCUCUUGGUCUGUGGAUGUGUUAAAUGCACAAUGUACUUUGCAGUGUGUCCUGUCAACAGUUGUGCUGAUUGCUGCUUUAGGUUUCAUUGAUGAGGAUUCAUUCUGCUUGGUAUAUAGACAUUACUUGUUAAUAAUUACAACAGAACGAAGCUUUCCUGGGAACCCUGAUUUGAGACAGAAAUGGUGAAAGACCUUGGAGACGUUAUCAAAAGUUUGUAUAUAUAUUGGAAAAGACAAGUCGCAAUUGUCUGAAAGUGAUCUGCUGAACCGAGAUGAAAUAAUAGCAUCUCAAGACCAAUAUCAAAGCCACCUGCGUCCCUUUUUUUUUUUUUUGCUUGGGCAUGUUUUGAAAUUUUUACAUUCUUCUGCUCCUGCCACUAUUUGAGAAGUUUGAGGGCUAUUUUGCAAGCAGCUGUUCAGCCCAUGGCUGUGCAUGGCUUCAGGGAACGAUCCAUCAGUUGUUACACACAAUGUGAUUGUAUGGACGUUUUCGUAUUUGCGUUUGGGGACGUUUGUCUCGUUGGACCUAUCUGUCCGCAAUGCUGCUUGCACUUUGUAAUGUUACAGGGCUGUUGGGUAUCAUUUCGCAGUGCCAUUUGGCUGAUAUUCUCCACUUUUCAAAGAGUGUGUGUCAGACCAUGCAUGCAUCUAUAGUCUUGUGGGACAGUGCCAUGACCUGCAAUUUCUGCUGGGUGCUACAGUGAUUUUUUUUUCUCUCGCCAGUGUUAGGUCAUGGUAGGUCCUAAAAACACUGUGCCCAGUUCUGUGUGAUUGCAACUCUGCUCCCAUGCAGAAAACGCGCCUGGCUAGUGCAUUUUUCCCGCUGUCAGCAGUCUGUGCUUGAACAAGGGUGUGCUCAUGCAAGUCCAUUGUUAAUUGACCCUGUCUUAGUAUGGUGCUGCGCUGCCACCAAACCGCAUUCUCUGUUGUGCGUGUCGUGGACGUGUGUGUUUUGUCACCAGGGCUUGCAAAGAAAAAGGCCACCCAUAGUAAAUUCUGUGUAUGAUAGAUGCUGCGACGUGGGUUGUGGUCAGUGGGAAAUGGUGCCUGGUAUCGUAUUGUGCUGAUGUAUGUGUGAUCUUAAUAUCCCGAACUCUACAUGGUAGCCUUUGUCUGCAAAAAAAGAAAAAAAAAAGAAUGGUUUCCUUGUAUCAGUGAUGGCUCUUGGAAUGGUCACACAGGCAACGUGCAAAAAAAAAAGACAAAAAUGUCACAGCGCCAUUUUCUAGUCGCUACUCUCGCAUAAUCGCAGUUGUGACUUAACCUAUCGUAGUCUGCAGCAGCGAGUACUUCAUGCCACAGGUCAAUACAGUAGUAUUCACUUGCUUACUUGCAUUCGGAUGGUGGGGCAAGCAAUACUUUGACGUGCUGGAAAGAAAGCAGAUCAGGAUGUGACUGCUAAUACUGCUUGUUCUUUAUCUGACUCAUUCCUUGCAUGUCUUGCAUGUCUAACCCACUAGCUGCCCUCUUGUUGGUGCAGCGUACUUGUGCCAGAAACAUUUUCAGCAGCUGUGUUGGUCAUCACGAGUCAUAGUUUCAGCGCACAGCCGUAGAUGAUCAGUGGUGCUAGUGUUCUCGGGCGGUUUCAGAGUGCUUGAGUCGCCAUUAAGUAGUGUUCCCAUGGCGACAGAUUUGCAGGACUCCUUGGUCCUUGUAGUUUAUAGCGGCGUUUUGGUACAUUAACCUAUGACUUGAGGCUCUCAAGAUUUUCUGCAGGCUGCUCCUACUGUGGUGGCCCUAGUGCUCAGCAUUGCUAAGGGACAUCGUCUGAGAGCGAAAAAGAGGGGUGAAAAAAUGUGCAGACUUCACAACUUCAAACUCAAUUUUUUUUUCUCACUAAUUUCCUAGCAGCUUGGGAGGCAAUGUACUUCACAGUUGCCGCAGUAAGGCUAAAUUUGGCCGCCCAUUUUGAUUGCCCAAGCUUUGCUUGUCAUGCAGCACAGUCUGCACGCAGAGCCUGUAUGGGAGCAGCAUGUAUUGACGCACCAAAAAAUCCAUGUGAUGUGGGCCUCAGCACCUGCAAGUUGCCGCUUGCAUGUGCAUACUCUGUGCUGGUGCUUGUGGAGCAUUAGUGCCAGCAUUAGUGCUGCAUUCCGGAUUAGUACUGCCCUGUAAUAUUGCCGCAAUGUUGGGCACUGGAAGGGGCACACAAUAGCCAAGCACUAAAUGAGGCAAGGCAUUGCACAUCAUCCUGUAGUGUCCCUUUAAUGCACACGCUCCUCCUUGCAUCAGCUGUCAUGGAAAAUGUAAGCAGCACUGGCACAUUUCCCACUUGAGAAGCAUGCCAACUUAGCACUGUGGCGUAUAGCAACUGCAGAAUCUUUUCAUAGAACAAUGGUUCCAAAGCAGCAGUACCCAUUGUCUAAUACCUGUGUUACACAGUCACUUUAGAUCAAGAUCACGCCCGAUCCAGAUUGAGUGCUGCUGCAUGGUCACUUUCAAUAUCAAUCCAGCUUCUUAAUCGCAUCGUCGGCUGACAUCUGCUCUUUUAGCUUGGGGUUCUAGAAAAUGCGAAGAACAAAGUAAGGAUAGUAUAUACUUCUUUUCAGAAAAAGAUCUAUCUUAUAAUACAAAUUUUACAGCACAGACAAAUUUCACAGGUGCUUUGGACUGCAUUAUCAACACCUGGUGCUCUUUAACUCUCCCAAAUUCGAUCUGUAUUGUUGAACCACGCAAUGGCAGUCAUUGUCAAUUUUGAUCGAGAAAUUUGAUCCGGGUCGGGCCAAAUCACAAUCAAGUUUGUGUGACACCGGUAAAGGCCAGGAACGUAUAUACAAAAAGUCUAAAAGAAGACUCAAGGCAUAUUGCUUGUGUUUCUGCAUCCUCUAGUGGAACCGCAUAUUGCCCUCGCUCUCCACUGUAUGCUGCCUCUUACUGAGCACACUUUUUUUUAUAUGGCUGUGAUGAAAAGCUUCUGGGCACAACAUUGACUUGUGGUGUGUUCCAAUUAGUUACAGCAAACACAGCUGUCUGUUGUGAUGUUGAGAAGCAGCUGCGUAUCUGAGUGCAAACACAGCUUGACAUUGAAGCCAAAAGUUGGACGAAAUGUCGUCUGAUCAGGAAGGGUCAUGACAAAAAAAAAAAAAACGACGUCAUCCAAGGCGAAAAAAUAUUUAAUGCACAGAUUGUGAACAAGGUCCCUGUGUGGGGGCCGAAAUGCUGUUUAAAAUAUUUUUUCACUUUGUUUGGCAUCUGUUGUUUUUCACCAGAUCUUGACUUUACAUGUACACUAGUGUAACAUUUUUGUUGCAGUUACUAGAAGUAAGCGUACUUCUAGUAACUCUUGACCAAGAACCCACAGAAAUAAACAGUACUGAUGUCUCGCCUGUUCCACUCUCAGCAGUUGCUGCUUAAGCUAUGUUGCAGCAGAUGGAAGGUCACAGACUACUUGAUUACUCACCCAUGCCAUCCUGAUACCUGCAUUUUCCCAAAACUGCAUGGUGGCUUUAGCCUAAACAGCACCUGUCCAUUGAAUCGCUCAUCUGUGUCUGCUUGUUGGACAGCUAAGUAGCCUGCAUUGCUGCAGACUUUUAUACCGUUUUCGUUGUCUAUGGCAACUGUCUGGCAUAGACGACAAAGUAGCUGCAUUGUUGCAGGGUUUUCUACUGUCUACAUUUAGGUUGGUACAGCACACAAUAUAUGCUAGCUGUCUCCCAGAUGUGACAAAGUGGCUGCCUAUGUCAAGUAUUGGAACACACCCAUGGUCGUAAUCCUUUUCUCAUCUUCGGUGUAUGGAAGCAGUCUCUAGGCAUAUGUGCAUGUGUGUGUGUGUUUUCGGCACCAUCUCGAGCGUUCUGACCCCACACCAUCCGACUUUAAAAAUGACAAGAGCUUUUCCUGCACGAAUAACAGAUAUACAGUAAGCGUUUCCCUAAUUACUUUUUACAAGUGGCACCCCUCCCGCUCUCCCAGGAAGUGUGGAGUGCCCUGGGCGCUGUGUUAACGAGGAAGCAGUGUUUGCGUGUGUGUUGUCUUCGUUGAGAUGAAUUUCAUAUGGACUUGCUCUGUCAAGCCUUCUGCAUGAGCGUUCCUUUUUUUCUUCCAGAUUUAACUUUUUUUUUUGUCUUUCUUGGAAGAUGACGGGUGUGAAAUGUUUUGUACAAGUGUUUAUUGCGCACGGCUGUAUGUUCCUGCUUUGCACAGAUGAAAGUGACAUUUGCUUUUUUUCUUUGUUGUUGUUUUUAGUGUUUGUUCUUGUGCAUAGAAUUUGCUUUGUAUUCACUUACUUGAACAAAGUGCUCCAGUCUUA